AUGACUGGGCAUCAGGAUGAAGAGGCAAGGCCUCUUCUGCAACGGUUAGAGCGGUCGAUAACCAAGACACCUCUGCCCUGGGAUCAAUUCUGGAUUAUACUGUUCUUGCAGCUUUCGGACCCUCUUCAACUCCAGACCCUUGCUCCGUUCAUUCCUCAACUUAUCAGAGACAUUGGCGUGACCCACGGCGACGAAUCCCAGGUUGGACACUAUGUCGGCAUCCUGCAAUCAUCAUAUUAUAUAGCUCAAGCAAUGACUAUUCUUCAUUGGAGUCAACUGUCUGAUUACGUUGGGCGGAAGCCUUUGAUACUGACUGCUUUAUUCGCGAUAACAAUUUCGAUGUUCUCCUUUGGACUAUCAACAACUUUUCUCGGUCUGGUGGUCAGCCGUGUCAUCUGCGGGGCACUCAACGGGAGCAAUGGCGUCAUCAAAAGUAUAGUGAUGGACAUCACUGACACAACCAAUCUGCCAAAGGCAUACGGUUAUAUGCCGCUUCCGUGGAUGAUCGGGAACGCGUUCGGACCACUCAUAGGGGGAACGCUCUCCCGGCCGGCAGAUAGAUUCCCUGAAAUUUUUGGGCGAUCAGAACUCUUGAAAACUUACCCAUACCUCUUACCAUGCGCUGUUCCGGCUAUAUUUGCCUCGGUAGCUGGGCUAGUCACGUACUUCCGUUUAAAAGAGACCGUUUCUACAAGGACACCGCUUUUGAAGUCGAUUAAAAGACGGCUCUUGGGACAGUCAUAUGCGAAGUCUUCCACACAGAAUGAAUCGAGCGAUGCUGUGGCCGGUUCUUGGCAAGCAAACCCUGAAGAGGUCCCAUCAAAACCUCUUCCACUGCGCGCUGUGCUAACUCCAAAAGUUCUGGUAAUGGCAGCAAAUUGUUCUACAAUGGCUCUCUUGCAUAACGCAUACUAUAUCUCGAUCUUACCUCUUUUCUAUGCCACGCCGAUUGAACUAGGUGGUCUUUCCCUUGAUCCUCCCCGCAUUGGCGCUAUCCUUGCGGUGUCAGGUUUCGUCAAUGGUGUAUCCCAGUUACUUUUAUUCUCUCGUUUACAUGAUCGGUUUGGCGCAGGUGCCAUGCAUACCUUUGGUGUUUCCGCCGGUAUACCCAUUGUCCUUUUAUUCCCCGUGAUCAACGGACUGGCUCGAACCCAUGGCAUGGGCUUGGCGGUGUGGUUGUGUGUUGGCGUUCAACUUGCGCUGACGCCUAGCCUACUCAUGUGCUACUCAUGCUUGGCGUUGUAUACCAAAGCAGCUGCUCCCAAUCGCGCCUCGCUUGGAGCAACCAAUGGAAUCACUCAGCUGCUUAUUGCAGGAGGAAGAAUCAUCGGCCCCGCAUCGGCAGCAUCGAUCUUUUCUUAUUCGAUGCAGCAAGGUCAUGAUGCUUGGUUUAUAUACUACUUCCUGAUGGCAAUCGCAUUUCUCGCUGUAGGUACUUCUCUGCUGCUUCCUCGCGAUCCCAGUCUCUGGGAAGAUUGUCAAUAG
This is a messenger RNA of Suillus paluster, 1485 nucleotides long. Its product is annotated as major facilitator superfamily domain-containing protein. Gene Ontology annotation, biological process: transmembrane transport. The transcript has 7 exons. Gene Ontology annotation, molecular function: transmembrane transporter activity. Lineage: Eukaryota; Fungi; Basidiomycota; Agaricomycetes; Boletales; Suillaceae. The coding region runs from base 1 to 1485 and encodes 494 amino acids. The record is from RefSeq and is a predicted model, not a curated record.